This is a messenger RNA of Python bivittatus (Burmese python), 904 nucleotides long. Lineage: Eukaryota; Metazoa; Chordata; Lepidosauria; Squamata; Pythonidae. The record is from RefSeq and is a predicted model, not a curated record.
UCUCGCAGCGUGGAGAUCGGCGAGAGCGUCCGCGGCGAGGACGUCUACAUCGUGCAGAGCGGCUGCGGGGAGAUCAACGACAACCUGAUGGAGCUGCUGAUCAUGAUCAACGCCUGCAAGAUCGCCUCGGCCAGCCGCGUCACGGCCGUCAUCCCCUGCUUCCCCUACGCGCGCCAGGACAAGAAGGACAAGAGCCGGGCCCCGAUCUCCGCCAAGCUGGUGGCCAACAUGCUCUCCGUCGCCGGCGCGGACCACAUCAUCACCAUGGACCUGCAUGCCUCCCAGAUCCAGGGUUUCUUUGACAUCCCUGUGGACAACCUGUAUGCUGAGCCAGCUGUCCUCAAGUGGAUCAAGGAGAACAUUGUUGAGUGGAAGAACUGCACGAUUGUCUCUCCUGACGCUGGGGGAGCCAAGAGAGUGACCUCCAUUGCUGAUCGGCUGAACGUGGACUUUGCCCUCAUUCAUAAGGAGAGGAAGAAGGCCAGUGAGGUGGACCGCAUGGUGCUGGUGGGAGAUGUGAAGGACCGGGUGGCCAUCCUUGUGGACGACAUGGCAGACACCUGUGGUACCAUCUGCCACGCAGCAGACAAGCUGCUUUCAGCUGGCGCUACCAAAGUUUAUGCCAUCCUGACUCAUGGGAUCUUUUCUGGGCCAGCCAUUUCCCGAAUCAACCAUGCCUGCUUUGAGGCAGUUGUGGUCACGAACACAAUCCCCCAGGAGGACAAGAUGAAACACUGCCCUAAAAUCCAGGUGAUCGACAUCUCCAUGAUCCUGGCUGAAGCCAUCAGGAGGACUCACAAUGGGGAAUCUGUCUCUUACCUCUUCAGUCAUGUCCCUUUAUAACUGUAGAUGCUGCUGCUUGGGUGGCAUUUUGAAAAACCAAAAUUUGUUUUAAGGUUCAGUA